AUGUUGCUGAAGCUGGUCACCCUGACGCUGGCUGCCGAGCUGCACCUCGCUCUGGCCCAGCCGCCGGCACCUGCCGACGACGGAGCGCCGCCGCCCCCCGCCGCCGUUGCCGCCGCCGCCCCGCCACCGCCCCGACCCUGGCCAGGCCCUCCCCCCGGGCCGCCUCGCCGCCCCUCGCCGCCUCGCGGGGCCAGCGGCGUCGUGCGGCGCCUCGACCCGACGUACGCGGGGGGCGGCAAGGCGGGAUACGUCCUCUACGCGGGGGGCCAGCGCUUCCUUCUCGACCUGGAGCGCGACGAGGCAGUGGGGGCGCGGGCGCCGCGGGCCGGCGGACCCGCGCGCUGCUACUACCGAGGCACAGUGGAUGGCAGCCCGCGCUCCUUGGCUGUCUUCAACCUCUGUGGCGGCCUCGACGGCUUCUUCGCCGUGGGCCGCUCUCGCUACACCGUCAGACCGGCGCGGCGUGACGGGGAGGCAGACGGCCCACGGAUUUACGGGGAGGGCCCGGCCCGCGCCCCGCACCUCUUCCGUCGAGACCGAUUCAGUUUUGAGACGGUGCCGGCCCGCACUAGCUGCGAGACUCGCGACUUGGCCGGAGCGGCGGAGGCCGCGGCCGGGGCCAGUCGGCGGCGGAGACGUCGCUCCGUCUCCCGGGCCCGGCAGGUGGAGCUGCUGCUGGUAGCCGACGCCUCCAUGGUCCGCAAGUACGGAAAGGGGCUGCAGCACUACCUGCUCACCUUGGCCUCCAUCGCCUCCAGGCUCUAUGCCCACGCCAGCCUUGAGAACCACGUCCGUCUGGCCGUGGUAAAGGUGGUGGCCCUGGGGGAGAAGGAGAAGGGGCUGGAGGUCAACAGGAACGCCGCCACCACCCUCAAGAACUUCUGCAAGUGGCAGCACCAGCACAACCGCCUCGAUGAUGACCACGACGAGCACUAUGAUGCCGCCAUUCUCUUCACCCGCGAGGAUUUAUGUGGGCAUCAUUCAUGUGAUACUCUGGGAAUGGCAGACGUUGGGACCAUAUGCUCUCCUGAGCGCAGCUGUGCAGUGAUUGAAGAUGACGGCCUCCAUGCAGCUUUUACAGUGGCUCACGAAAUUGGUCACUUACUUGGGCUUUCUCAUGAUGACUCCAAAUUUUGUGAGGAGAACUUUGGUUCCAUGGAAGAUAAGCGCCUGAUGUCCUCCAUUCUGACUAGCAUUGAUGCUUCAAAACCCUGGUCCAAAUGCACUUCAGCAACUAUUACGGAAUUCUUUGAUGAUGGUCAUGGUAACUGUUUGCUGGACCAACCAAGAAAGCAGAUCCUGGGCCCUGAGGAGCUUCCAGGACAAACCUACGAUGCCAUUCGUCAGUGCAAACUGGCGUUUGGACCUGAAUACACCGUGUGUCCUGGUAUGGAUGUGUGCUCUCGCCUCUGGUGCGCAGUCGUGCGCCAAGGCCAGAUGGUUUGUCUGACUAAGAAACUGCCUGCUGUGGAGGGAACACCAUGUGGAAAAGGGAGGAUCUGCCUCCAGGGAAAAUGCGUUGACAAAACCAAGAAGAAAUACUACUCAGCUUCAAGCCAUGGUAACUGGGGGUCCUGGGGACCUUGGGGACAGUGCUCCCGUACCUGUGGUGGAGGAGUUCAGUUUGCUUAUCGUCACUGCAAUAACCCAGCUCCUAGAAACAAUGGCCGGUACUGCACUGGCAAGAGGGCCAUCUACCGCUCUUGCAACAUCACACCCUGCCCAGUCAAUGCUAAAUCUUUUCGACAAGAGCAGUGUGAAGCAAGGAAUGGCUAUCAGUCUGAUGCAAAGGGUGUCAAGACAUUUGUUGAAUGGGUCCCCAAGUAUGCUGGAGUACUUCCCGGAGACGUUUGCAAGCUUACCUGCCGAGCCAAAGGAACUGGCUAUUAUGUGGUAUUUUCUCAGAAGGUAACUGAUGGUACUGAGUGUAGACCCUACAGUAACUCAGUCUGCGUCCGGGGAAAAUGCAUAAGAACUGGCUGCGAUGGCAUCAUUGGUUCAAAGCUCCAGUAUGACAAAUGUGGAGUGUGUGGAGGAGACAAUUCCAGCUGCACAAAAGUCAUGGGAUCUUUUACCAAAAGGAGCAAGGGCUACACAGAUGUAGUGAAAAUCCCAGAAGGGGCGACCCACAUCAAAGUUCGGCAGUUCAAGAAUAAGGACCAGAGCAGGUUCACUGCUUACCUGGCACUGAAAAAGAAAAACGGUGAGUACCUUGUCAAUGGAAAAUACAUGAUCUCCACUUCAGAAACUAUCAUUGACAUCAAUGGGACUGUCAUGAACUACAGCGGCUGGAGUCACAAAGAUGAUUUCUUGCAUGCAAUGGGACACUCUGCAACAAGAGAGGUUCUUAUUGUGCAGAUACUUGCGACGGAUCCAACUCAACCGGUGGAUGUCCGCUAUAGUUUCUUCGUGCCAAAGAAGCAAGGGCAAAUGACUAACUCUGUCACUAGCAGUGGCAGCAGCAGCAGCAAAGUAACUCCAGAGCUCACGCAACCCCGCUGGGUUACGGGGCCGUGGCUUUCUUGUUCUCGAACGUGCGACACAGGAUGGCACACCAGGACUGUCCAGUGCAAAGACGGGCAUGGAAAAUUAGCUAAGGGAUGUCUUCUCUCUCAGAGACCAUCAGCAUUUAAACAGUGCUUGUUGAAAAAGUGUUAA
Indicator indicator is the source of this 2658-nucleotide messenger RNA. RefSeq names its product ADAM metallopeptidase with thrombospondin type 1 motif 5 (gene ADAMTS5). Gene Ontology annotation, molecular function: zinc ion binding; metalloendopeptidase activity. The transcript is spliced from 8 exons. Gene Ontology annotation, biological process: proteolysis; extracellular matrix organization. The record is from RefSeq and is a predicted model, not a curated record. Lineage: Eukaryota; Metazoa; Chordata; Aves; Piciformes; Indicatoridae. The coding region runs from base 1 to 2658 and encodes 885 amino acids.